Argiope bruennichi is the source of this 3974-nucleotide messenger RNA. RefSeq names its product cytochrome P450 2J5-like. Bases 407 to 1942 code for a protein of 511 amino acids. NCBI's taxonomy places the organism in Eukaryota, Metazoa, Arthropoda, Arachnida, Araneae, Araneidae. The record is from RefSeq and is a predicted model, not a curated record. Gene Ontology annotation, molecular function: monooxygenase activity; oxidoreductase activity, acting on paired donors, with incorporation or reduction of molecular oxygen; iron ion binding. The transcript has 8 exons.
CAAAAAGAUGAAGGAAGUUUUAAAAUAUUUUAAUCAUAAAAAAAAAAAGUGUUAAGAAAAAAAAAUUAUUGCAAUUUUUACCGAUAAGUGCAUAUGUAAAUGGAUCUAAUGCAUUUUUUAAUUAGAGCAUUAAUACUUUUAAAUAGGUCUCGACAAUACAUAGAAAUUUACCAUAAUGCCUCGCAUGUUGGGAUAUUGCGAUAUUUCGCCGAACUUGCGUGAAAGUGGGGUGAUAUCAGAAAAAUACUGGAUCAUCAAAAUUUUAGGGUGAUAAAAAAUUGAUAAGCUGUGACGUAUUUAUUUUAAAGAAAAUUGCUCGUUUAAUUAUAUCACAAUUUAUCUAACGCAACAAACUGGAGGCUACACAAGACAAUUAUUAGAUUCAUUUAAAUUCAAGAAACAAAUCAUGGUUUUGGAAAUAGUUCAUGAUUAUUUUAAUAGAAAACAUUAUAGUCUAACAUCUAGUAGUUUAUUGUUUAUUAUUGGUAGUUUUGUAUUCUGGAAAUUCCUUCAGAAAAUAUUGCAGUGGUACGAUUUCAGUAGAAAGAGACCUCCUGGACCUACCGGACUUCCAUUUGUUGGGUAUUUGCCAUUUUUGAGCAACGAGCCGCACAAGAAAUUUUGGAAGAUGAGAGGCAAGUAUGGAGAUGUGAUCGGCGUUAAUGUCGGCCAUAAAUUCCUUGUAGUUCUGAAUGAAUACAAAGUAAUGAAAGAGGUUUUAUGCCACCCGGCUGCUCUUAACAGAGCACCUGAUCUCUUCAGACACUUAGGUCAUAGUGGAUUUAUUUCAGAAAAUGGGGAAAAGUGGGUUGAACAACGAAGAUACAGUAUGUCAGUAGCCCGAGAUCUAGGUUUGGGCAGAGGCCACUGGCAAGAUCUGAUAAAGAUAGAGACAGACAACUUUUUGAAGAAACUUCGCCAAUUGCAUGGGAAACCUGCCGAUAUAUCUCACGAACUGGCGAUUUCUCUCACAUCUAACAUCAUUUCUCUUUUGAUUGGUCGCCGUCUGUCAGAAGACGAAGCUGACAAACUUCAAUUAUGUGUCAACUUUUCUGAUAUUGCACUCAUGUAUAUAAGUCCAACGAAUCCAACAACAAUCGUGCCGGCACUGAGAAAAUUGUGCGAGGUUUGCAAAAUAGCGGGUUAUGACAAAGCGAUGAAAAUUAUCCGGCACUUUUCCUCUUUCAUUAGAGAAGAAAUAAAUCAGCAUAAGACUUCUACACACUCUAAAGAUAUGCCAGAUUUUAUAAAUUCAUAUUUGGAUAAAAUUUCGGAAAUGUCAAGAUCUGGUAAAAAGAAUCACGCGUUUUCAGAAUCGAUGUUGGAAGGUACUAUAAACCUACUCUUUCUGGGCUCCAGCGACACCAUAUUCAGUUCCUUGGGUUGGUUAUUUCGACUCAUGUGCAAACACAAGGACAUUCAGGAUAAAGUAUAUUCAGAACUCACAGAAGUCCUCGGUAGAGAUGGACAAGCAAGAUACGAAGAAAGAGAUAAAAUUCCCUACACGUUUGCUGUGAUGAUGGAAGCACAAAGAUAUGGAUCCAUUGUUCCAUUGAGUGGUAACAGACUUGCAUUUGAAGAUAUUUCUGUCAACGGAUGCAUCAUUCCAAAGGGCUCCGAAAUAACUGCCAAUCUAUGGGCACUGCACCAUGAUCCAGCCUACUGGGAUGAACCAGAUGAGUUUCGACCAGAAAGAUUCUUGACAGAUGGAGGCACCAAGAUUGUCAAGAAUCCCCCAAGUUAUGUUCCAUUUUCAAUUGGUAGAAGAAACUGUCCAGGAGAAACCAUAGCGUGGAUGGAAAUCCUUUUCUAUUUCUCUGAAGUUGUAAAGAAUUUUGAAAUUUCAACUCCUCCCGAUGUGAAACCUGAAUUCAAAAUUGUGAAUGGACUUGUUUCCCGCUUAGCUCCUCAGGCACUAUGCUUUAAAGAACGAAAAUCUUGAAUAUAUAUGUUAUUUUUUUAAUUUUCUAUUUUUCUUCAUUUAUAGAUAUUAAGAUAAUCAUGUUAUUACUUUAAACUAGAAUUUUUAAAAUCUUUUCCGUCCACCUUUUAGCUGUAGCAGGAUUCUUGGAUCUAUUCUUUUAUUUAACUUCUUAACCUAUUAGACCUAUUAUUUUAAUUUAUUAACCUAUUAGACCUAUUAUUUUAAUUUAUUAGCCUAUUAGACCUAUUAUUUUAAUUUAUUAACCUAUUAGACCUAUUAUUUUAAUUUAUUAACCUAUUAGACCUAUUAUUUUAAUUAUUUAACCUAUUAGACCUAUUAUUAAUUUUAUUCAAAAUCUAUUGGUCUUAUUAUUUUAUUUUUUAAUAUUUCGUGGUACUAAUAAAUGACUGUAGCAAUGCAAUGAAAUUCAAAUGUUAAUUAUUCGAAAGUGAUAAUAAUUCAAUUUAAAAUAAUAUAGUUGUUAAAAAACUUGAAUAAUAUGCUUUCAGUUAUUGGAAACAUAUUAUAUAUUAUCUAAUAUAUUAUCAUUUAUUGGGAAAUUUUAAUAAAAUUUGUCACAUUUCUUUUUCGGUUUAUUAUUAUUAUUAUUUUUGAAAUGCUUCAUAUAUAAUACAUGUAAAAGUUUUUCUUGUCAAUUUUAAAUAUUUUUUGCUCUGUGUUUUGUUUAAAUCUCCUUCUGAUUAUACGUUAUAGCAUAAAAAUUUAUGUUUAAACAUUCAAAAAAAGAUAAUCAUGAUAUCCAAAUUUCCCAAAGAAAAAGAAAUUUGAGAUUCUUAUUUGUUUUCUAUCUUUACUCCCUCCAAAGCUUUUGUUUCAAUAAUUUAAAAUGGUGCAAUUACUUUAUUCCCAUUGUGGUCUGAAAAGCAAUUUAAAAUUUUAUCAUGAUUCAUCGACAAAUUAUCAAAUUUUUCAUCUGUUUUCUUUUGCAUAUAGAAUAUCAUAUGUAAGUUAGUGGCACAGAAAUGGAAGUGGUGAUAAAAGGAUUGACUGCAGGAAAGAAUUUUAUAUUCACUUAUUCUUUCCAUGCAGCUAUGUUCAGAGCGAUACGGAACUCAUGAAAUAACCCAACAUAGUCGCAUCCUCACUGUUCAAAUAAAUUUUCUUCUCUGUCACAGGAACUUUUUGCAAAGUUAUUCAUUAAAAUGUUUCAAAAUAAAGCACAACAUUAAUUUUAACCUAAUAAGCUUAACUGCCUUUUCUGAAAUGAUGCAUACAAAUAAAUCUGUUUUAUCGAGAUUUUUGGAAGACAGAUAUCGACAUAUUAGUUUAAUUAUAUUUUUUCAUGAAAUCUCUUAAAGAUAACUUCACAAAAUAGUGUAUUAAAUUUUUUUAUGCUAAAUUAUAACAAAAAUCCCUCCAAAUAUGACAUAAUUUUGUAAGACAUAAUAAGACAUAAUUUUUCAAUAUCAUCUAGUUGAUAUGACCUUGAAACCCCGUUGACGUCACCGACAAAUAACGACCGGCUUGCUAAUGGCUCCGCUAACAAGCAUAUUUAUAUGAAUGUAUGGGCACAGAUAAAGUGCAAGCCUAAUAACAUAAUAACAGACAUGAGAAGAUCAAUCAAAUGUAUUCACAUUAAUUUCUUAAAAUGAGGCCACUCUAAAGGAUAUAUACUUGAUGACAUCGAUGGAGCAUCGAUAUAUAUUUUUGGAUGGAUUGUGGCCUAACGAAGGGGACGAAACGGAAAUGGGAGUAUUCAAAGCUAGAUUAAAUCAUGUAGGUACCUCUUAGGAAAUUUAUAUUUCGGGGAGCCUCUUGACUCUCUAUCUUUUAAGUCUAAAUAUGUUAAUAUAUUUUAAUAUCUAAAUAUUAAAUUUUUUUAUAGGUUGCUAAUUAAAAAAUCUGCCACAUGAUAAUAACAAAACAUUUGAAGAGUUGAUUGUAGUCUUUUGAGCCCAAUAAAUAAAUAAAUUUGAAAAUUAUUUUAAACAAUAUACUAAAAAAAAGCUAAAUAUUUUUUCAAUAAAGUUUGAAUAGUCUAAUAUAAAAUUUACCAAAAAUUUUUUUAUCAAAAAUUGUAAUAAUAAUA